CAGAACUUCGCGAACCACAGUUCCUCGUAGCGAGCGACCGCUUUCACCCUGGCCAGUAGCUGCAAUGCAACUGAAGCGACCAUUGAUCGUGAACCUCCACGCUCAUGCCUCUUCUCUUGAUGUAAAAAUAUGAGCAGAAAGUCAUUGACGUGUCUUGUCGGGGCUGGGACGGGACUUGGGGCUGGGUCGUUGACUUCCAGCAGGACAUCCCGCCCGACAUCUUCGCCCGCCGCGCUACCUGAGCCUACCCUGGCCCACCUUCAAACCUACGUUGCGAUCAUAACUGCCAUGAACUAUCUUGUUGCGCAAAAACCAGUUCUUAGCCUCCACCUGGCGUCGAGCCACCUUCCGCGUUACUGGGUGCUCACUCCAUCGCGAAGCGGUACUGCAGGCCGGUCUUCUCGCUGCUGUGCCACAGCCAUCGAAUUGAUGCGUUAAUUCUAUACUGGAAAUUAAGGGUUCGUCAAGUAGUACACACUACGGCCGUGUUGAACUACCACGACUAGUUCUUUGACCUUGUGGUGGCGCUUAAGUGCCUCUACCACUACUUACUGGGUGCGACCACACCUACUGUGUUAACACUGUCACAUAUAUAUCCACGAUGGCGAGGUCUCGACCGUCGGCAACUUGCUGCACGGCGUUGCUACUCGCUCUGCUCGUGUGCAGCGCAGCCCUGGCGACCGCAGCCAAGGACAAGGCUAACAAGCCCGGCAAGGGCCCUAAGCCGUCAAAGCCCGGCAAGGGCGGUUGCAAGAACAAGAGCUGCCCGCGCGAGGGCACUGUGUGCAAGGACACACCUAACAAGAAGCCCGGCUACCAGUGCGUGUGCGCUCCCGGUUGGGAGGUGCGCGGCUCUGAGCGGUCACGCUCGUGCUUCCCGGUGAACCGAAUGCCAUCGCCACCGGCUCCCCCCUCACCUGCCCCGGCACCUCCUUCGCCUCCUUCGCCUUCGCCUCCUUCGCCUGCUCCCCCAUCGCCCCCUUCGCCGCAGCCCCCGUCCCCGGCGCCUCCCUCGCCCCCUUCGCCGCAGCCCCCUUCUCCUGCGCCUCCCUCGCCCCCUUCGCCGCAGCCCCCGUCCCCGGCGCCUCCCUUGCCCCCUUCGCCGCAGCCCCCGUCUCCUGCGCCUCCCUCGCCCCCUUCGCCGCAGCCCCCGUCUCCUGCGCCUCCCUCGCCCCCUUCGCCGCAGCCCCCGUCCCCGGCGCCUCCCUCGCCCCCUUCGCCGCAGCCCCCGUCUCCCGCGCCUCCUGUCCCUCCGUCUCCUUCUCCGUCGCCACCGACCCCGCCGCGGCCGCCGUCACCCUCGCCUUCUCCCUCGCCGUCCCCGUCGCCCUCGCCCUCGCGAUCCCCGUCUCCUUCUCCGGCUCCUCGCCCGGGCAACUCUGGAGCCCCGAAGCCGGGCAAUGGCAACGCGGGCCCAAAACCCGGACUCGGAAACUCGGGUGGCCCCAAGCCGGGCAACGGUCGGGGUCGCCGGCUUCUGGCAUAGGCGUGCUGGUCACAGGGCGUUCGAGAGGGUACAUAUAUGAUGUACAUAGAUUGAUUACCGUGUAUGUAACCUUGGUGGAAAUGUGGAAUAAAGCAGCAUGCACAGCCGAGUACGCCACAUAAGAAAGGUGGCUGGCUGGAUGGGUUUGUGAUUGAAAACGCCUGCGUGUCAACACUUUCUGACUGCUGAUGCGGGACACUGUUGUGUAAUGGGGGGAGGCUUCAUCUAGAAACUUUCGAAGCGCGGGGAUACAAUGUUAUCUGAGUGUGACGUAUGAUGUUGAGUGUUUCGCCCUUGGGCCGCUUGACCCCGACAGUGGACACCAGGAGGGGGGUGCUCGUGACAUACACACGCCGCUGCCCCACGGCGCUUCUUGGACAUUGGACAGCGUGGCGUGCGAUGGCAGUGUCUGCGUGCGUCCCAGCUUAUGACUGAAGUUAUGCUGCAAAGUGGAUGACCUCGACUUUGGUGACGUGCAACGUCUGCCUGCGAGACAAAGAGUGCGUUGGCCUUGGCCGUGCGUGUCAAGUCUCGAAGUAGAAGAGGCCCAUGGUCGUCAAACCUCGUUCCGGCAAGCCGCAGUAGUGUGCUGCGGGUUUGACGCGAAUCCUCAAGACGGUUGCUUUAAUCUUCACCGGACCCGUU
Messenger RNA from Chlamydomonas reinhardtii, 2131 nucleotides. RefSeq lists its product as uncharacterized. Lineage: Eukaryota; Viridiplantae; Chlorophyta; Chlorophyceae; Chlamydomonadales; Chlamydomonadaceae. The record is from RefSeq and is a predicted model, not a curated record. The transcript has 3 exons. The coding region runs from base 602 to 1486 and encodes 294 amino acids.